Molecule: messenger RNA, 321 nt
Organism: Phytophthora nicotianae INRA-310
Lineage: Eukaryota; Oomycota; Peronosporomycetes; Peronosporales; Peronosporaceae
Exons: 4
Coding region: 1-321 (106 amino acids)
Source: RefSeq, a predicted model, not a curated record
AUGGCGGUGGCAUCGACGGAGGCGCUACCGACAGCAACCGACAUAGCUGGAGAACCAUCAUCAUUGGAGCUGCGCAAUCGACUACGUGCUUCCGCGUCAACAGCGGCACCGCAUAAUCGAAGCCAACGGCGAUCUAGUCGUCAAGCAAGCCAAACAAGCUGGCUUAACGCUAAACUGGGUCUUGGUUACAUAUCAACUGCAAUUAAAAACGCCAAGAAUACAGAGUGGAGCAACCAGGGGGCAGCUGCCGAUGCUGUGGUUGCCUCUGGCAACUUGCCAGGCGUUUGGAAGUGUUUCCCAGUUAAGUCGAAGACGGUCUAG